Messenger RNA from Didymella exigua CBS 183.55, 342 nucleotides. RefSeq lists its product as uncharacterized. NCBI's taxonomy places the organism in Eukaryota, Fungi, Ascomycota, Dothideomycetes, Pleosporales, Didymellaceae. The transcript is spliced from 2 exons. Bases 1 to 342 code for a protein of 113 amino acids. The record is from RefSeq and is a predicted model, not a curated record.
AUGGACCAAGAUCCCUCGGCCGCACAAGGCCACCCUCCCCCACAUCAUGGCCACUGUCAUGGACCUAUAUACACCGACCCUCCGCCCUCCUACGAAGACGCGACUCACUCCUCGACUUCACCUCUCCUUGUGGGUUCGCCUCCAGACUAUGGCGCCUUUCGAGCCUACGUCGACCCAUAUGAGUCCUCUGAGGCCAGCACUGAGGGCGACGACAACGCACAGUACCUGUCAGAGCGCAUAGGUCAAGCGUUUGCGUUCGUGAUACUCUUGGGCAUCCUGUAUCUAUUCUGGAGUAUCGUCACCCAACCUGACCCGGACAACCUCUUGCAUGUCUAUGUAUGA